AUGAAUCAAGCAUUAUUUAAAGGCAGCGAAAUCUCUCUUGGAGUGGUUUUUGGAAUUCAAAAACUCUGGGAUUUGGUAAGUUGUAGCCGCUUAUUCACAUUGCAUAUUCCUUCUAACAAUCGCAUAAUAAUGACACUUGCUCACUACUCAGAAAAAAUCGGCAAAUUUAGAGAGCGUGGUGGACGUCCUUUCCAGAAGCCCUGGAUCGUAUUUCUAGUGGUUGCGACCUCCGAAUUGCUGGACGCUAUGAACCUCUCCGUUGUCGCAACGACUCUAUCACAAAUUCAAGAGAAAUACAACACCACUUAUCCUAUUGCCAGUUGGGCACUGAGUUCAUAUGCUCUUUGCUUUGCGGGCUUUAUUAUGAUAAUGGGGAGAAUCGGCGAUAUUAUUGGUCACCAUAUCAUUUUUAUUGGUGGUCUUUUCGCUCUUUCACUGUUUCUGCUUAUCGCCGCUGCUGUUGAGAACCUUUAUGUGGUAAUCGUGUUUAGAGCUCUUCAAGGAAUCUGCGCUGCUGCAACAAUUCCCUCGUCGUACGCUAUUAUCGCACACACUUACAGUGGAAACGCUUUGAAGAUGGCUCUGGCAGCUCUUACGGGUAUCAUGACCGUGGCCUCGGGUAUUGGUUUUGUUAUUGGUGGUGCUUUCUACGAGAGUUCAGUUGGCUAUAGAGGAUCGUUUUACCUUUUUUUCGCUCUCUGCAUCUUGAGUUCUGUCCUGUCAUUUUUCUGUGUUAGGCAUACUCCAACUUCACCGGCCAAGGUGUCCAAAUUGGACCAUUUGGGUGUCUUGAUUAUGCUCAGCGGAGCUUUGUUAUUGGUCACUGGUCUGACUGAGGGUGGUGCUAGGUGGAAUUCACCAAAGGCGUACGUUCUGGUUGUUAUUGGUGUUGUUCUCCUCAUCCUAUUCUUGGUUUGGGAACUUUAUCUCUACAAGAAAUUCAGCUGGUCAAAGAAUCUGGACUUGCUAAUACCACCAGCAAUGUGGGACCUUCCUAACUUCAUCCCACUGAUUAUCAUCCUCGGCAUCAAUUACGGUUCUAUGUUCACUCAGACACUGGCAUCCCUUCAGAUCUUCCAAUAUGUGUCACUACAUUCGCCCAUUGUCUCAGCAGUCCAGACUCUUCCAGGUCCUAUCACCAUGACUAUCUUGACAUUCCUUGUGGGGUUUUUGUUCGGUAAGAUUCCACCAAAAUACUGUAUUUUUUUCGGAUCUUCAAUCUCUCUGACUGGGGCUGUUCUCUUCAGCAGAAUGAAUUACACAAUGGACUCCUACUGGAGAUACGGAUUUCCAGCCUAUAUCCUCAUGAGUUCUGGUACUGUCUUCGUCUUCAUCAACACUCUUAACACUCUGAUCUUGUCGUGUCCAUUGGACAUGCAAGGUUUACUGUCUGGAGUUGCUAUAACUUCGGGUGAAUUUUUUGUGGCGGCUGCUUCUGCUGGUGUCUCGUCCAUUGUGGGAAACACUCAGUUCGGUGACUCUCUCGAAGCCAAAGAGGCUCUGAUGAAGAGAUACCAAAAGGUCUUCUAUUUGGCUAUUGCUCUUUCAGGCACUGCAUUUCUCGUUGACUUUUUCGUCAAAAAUGUGCCCAUUUCGAGCCCUCAAAAGCAAUCCAUGGACGAAGAAGAGCUCAAAGAAAAUGUUGAGUCCGCCUCUGAUGUGGUUUCCAGUAAGAAUCUUGAGAUACCCCAGAGAAGUACUGAGGCUGAAGGUUUGGCAGUAGAGGUUGCUCUUCCGCAAUGA
This is a messenger RNA of Kuraishia capsulata CBS 1993, 1743 nucleotides long. RefSeq lists its product as uncharacterized. The record is from RefSeq and is a predicted model, not a curated record. Gene Ontology annotation, molecular function: transmembrane transporter activity. Gene Ontology annotation, cellular component: membrane. The transcript has a single exon. The coding region runs from base 1 to 1743 and encodes 580 amino acids. Gene Ontology annotation, biological process: transmembrane transport. Lineage: Eukaryota; Fungi; Ascomycota; Pichiomycetes; Pichiales; Pichiaceae.